AUGCGCGACGACGAUCCAUCGCCGAUCCCUUGCUUCCUACCAACCGGGAUCGCGUACAAGUCAUCAUCCUCCCAGGACCUACACUAUCAAGGCUCACUUCAACAACCAUACAUUCGAGGCAAGCUCAACAACUCAAAUGCAGUCAGCUUGGCUUCGUCAUCGUCGUCUUCGGAAAGCCUUGACUACUUUGGCUCCGACUCGAACUCGCCGCGAUCGUCGUCGUUCAGCAGCACCCAUUCUUUCCAGUCGCCUUCCUUGUCACCUUCCGAAUCGAUUUGGAGUAUCUCAAACAUGGCCCUCCGCCGAUUUGCUCAGCGUCAAGCCGAUCUCUUGCACGAGCAGCGACCCAACCUUCACGUCGUGGUCGUUGCCUUGCCGCCCAAAGAUGGGGCCCUUCAACUCGACGGUACCAGGGACUACAACGGCGAGCGCACGGCUGAUGGCGAGCUCGUGACGUACGAAAAGAUUUUCUACGCCUCGGCUUUCACGGAGGACGUUGUCUUUUGUGUCUACCUGUUUGAGCAAGGCCGACUCACGUUGGACAAAAUGAACGAGUAAGUGCUCUCUUUCGGGCGCUGUUGCUUUUGUUGCUUGUCUCGGCGUCUUGGUGCAGAUCGCUGACCUUGUCCUCUCCCUCGAACAGUGUCUACGCUUUCGCUUCGCUCAGCUGGGAAAAGUUCGGCCCCUACGUCUUCUUCGAUCCGAUGGUGAGUCGACCUGCGUGUUUGUGAACAUGCAUCCACAGCAGCUAACUCUACCUUGCUGUAACCAGUCUCCAAUCUAA
Microbotryum saponariae is the source of this 784-nucleotide messenger RNA. Lineage: Eukaryota; Fungi; Basidiomycota; Microbotryomycetes; Microbotryales; Microbotryaceae. The record is from the annotation of a GenBank genome assembly.